Trichoplusia ni (cabbage looper) is the source of this 1827-nucleotide messenger RNA. RefSeq names its product serine protease snake-like. The coding region runs from base 500 to 1357 and encodes 285 amino acids. Gene Ontology annotation, molecular function: serine-type endopeptidase activity. The record is from RefSeq and is a predicted model, not a curated record. Gene Ontology annotation, biological process: proteolysis. Lineage: Eukaryota; Metazoa; Arthropoda; Insecta; Lepidoptera; Noctuidae. The transcript has 9 exons.
GAAACGUCGGGUGCUAAAAUCUAAAAUUAAACCGCGAUAAAAUCCGUAAAAGUUUCAUUUCAGUGUCUAACAUUCGUAAACCUAAGAAACCAGACCUAAGUUGUUAAUCCUUUUGACGCAAAUCUGUUUUGACAUUUGGAAUAUUCAUUUAUUUUCAGGUGCUGAAUGCAUAUUAGAUUCAAAUUUAAACAUCAAGGGAACAUGCGUUUCAAAAAGAAGUUGCCGAUCUGCGUUGGAUAAGAUUAGUCCCCCGCUUCCAAAGUGCCUAUCGAGAAAUGUCGGUACAAGGAAGAAGACUGUUGUAUGCUGUGCCGACUGCGAUCCUAUUGAAGACACCUCUAAUGAGGUGUUGGCUCCAAACGGACAAAUUUUCAGGAAGACUGGCAAAAUAGCGACAGAUAGAUGCCUGUUGUAUUUGAAAGAACUGCCAUACAAGUGUCGUGAUAAAUACAAUUCGGAAUUCAAGAGAGAAUUUAACGAAAAGAAAAAAUGUUAUGACAUGAAUCGUUUGGCCAAUAGAGUUCAAGAAAAGGACGAAAUAAGCGAAAGAGCUGAAUACCCACACCAGGCACUAAUUGGCUUCAAGACACCAGAGUCUAUUGAAUGGAUAGCUGGAGGAUCUAUAAUCAGCAGCCGCUUCAUAUUAACAGCUUCCCAUGUCACACAACUCGGCCGUGGGGGCAAGCCGUCCAGCAUUGCUGUGGGAGUAAAGAAUAUGUCAGAUACAAUCAGUUACAACGGGUUGCCAUGGCAAAUUGUCAAAGUGAAGUUUAUAGCAAAACACCCAUCUUACAAGUUAUUCCCCCGAAUACACGAUAUUGCUCUUAUAAAAACUGAAACACAAAUCGAAUUCAAUGAAAACGUGCUACCAGCAUGUUUGGAUGUAACCGGUGUGGAUAUAACUGAUGCUGUGGCUACAACAUGGGACGAUAUUACGCAACGGAAGACAGUAUCUGACACCAUUCAAACGGUAACAAAUAUAGCACCAUUUUCUAAAGAAAAAUGUUACGAUGAUAUGAACACUACAGUGGAGGUCUGUCUAGUCAGCAACUCAAGUUUAUCUCAUAUGAGCUGGGGCUACUCUGGCGAGCCAUUAUUGAUAAAUUCUCUCUAUUCAUCAUGCCCCUACAUCAUAGUGGGAGUGACAUCAAUUCCUCUCGAAGCUAAUCCUUUGAGAUCCAAGUAUGAAAUGACAGCAGUCGUCUUCACCAAGAUCUCAAUGUUUGUACCCUGGAUUGAGAAGAUAGUUUGGGCUGGAGACAAGAAUACAAAAAAUAGUGGCAAUCGCCAUUUUAAAGUAACAUUUAUUUAUUUAUUAAUGCUUAUUUAUAUUUACAAUCUUCAAUGGUGGAAUUGAGGCGGAAACUGAGUGACUCAUUGGUCUAGUGGUUAGUUGCCCUGCCUGUUGUACGGUAGGUUGUGGGUUCGAUUCCCUCCAAGGAUAAAUAAUUGUGCUAUGAGCACGAAUUUUUUUUCUGACUGGUUGAGGUCUUCAUUCAAUUCAAUUAUUUAUUGCAUAAGUACCAUAAUGUGAUGAUAGGUCAUCAAUAAAAUUAUUAUAAGUAAGUUUACAGCUCAUUAUGGACUCAUUACAGACAUAUCUCAUUACAGUUUAUUUAUAAUAAAUAAAACUAGCUGUUGCCCGCAACUCCGUCUGCGUGGACUUCAGGUUACAGCGUUCGGUGAUCCCCGCUUCCAUGGAAAUACAUCCCCUUAGUGACCUUUUCAAUUUUCCCUCGGGAACUAUUUCAAAAAUCGGGAUAAAAGGUAGCCUUUGUUCUUUUCUUUGUCAAUGUAAUGGCUAUAUGCAUGCCAAAUUUCAUCCAA